This is a messenger RNA of Dryobates pubescens (Downy woodpecker), 772 nucleotides long. It is a transcript of the gene AGR3, whose product is annotated as anterior gradient 3, protein disulphide isomerase family member. Lineage: Eukaryota; Metazoa; Chordata; Aves; Piciformes; Picidae. Gene Ontology annotation, cellular component: endoplasmic reticulum. Gene Ontology annotation, molecular function: dystroglycan binding. The record is from RefSeq and is a predicted model, not a curated record. The coding region runs from base 203 to 700 and encodes 165 amino acids. The transcript is spliced from 8 exons.
UGAAUUUGAUUUUCAGCUGAAAGGUUCCUCUUAUUUUUGUUCCCUGAGUGAAUGUGCUGCUGCUGCUACACGGAGACCUGGGCAGCUCAGGUGUUCUGUGCUUAAAUCACACUGAUUUUUAACUAACCAGUUCCAGAAAAAAAAGACCUUCCAUCAGGAGAAUUGAUCACUGCUGAUUUCUUGCUGCACUGAAAGGGAAAUAAUGCUCCAUUCAACACUGGCCUUGUCCCUCCUGCUAAUUGCAGUCUCUUCCAACCUUGCAAUGGCAAUCAAGAAGGAAAAACGAGCACCUCAGACACUGUCAAGAGGGUGGGGAGAUGAAAUUACCUGGGUACAAACUUAUGAAGAAGGGCUUUAUCAAGCAAAAAAAAGUAACAAGCCACUGAUGGUAAUUCAUCACUUGGAAGACUGUCAGUACUGCCAAGCACUGAAGAAAGCUUUUGCAGAAAGUGAAGAGAUACAGGAAAUGGCCCAGAAUAACUUCAUUAUGCUGAAUCUCAUGCAUGAAACCACAGAUAAAAACUUGUCACCUGAUGGACAAUAUGUGCCUCGAAUCAUGUUUAUAGAUCCAUCUCUCACAGUAAGAGCUGAUAUCACAGGAAGGUACUCCAACCGGCUCUACACUUACGAACCACAAGACAUUCCAUUCUUAAUAGAGAACAUGAAGAAAGCACUACGCCUCAUUCAGACAGAACUGUAACCAGUGAAAUGACCAUAGCCUCUACGAGGUGAAGCUGCUCUAAGGAACCUAAGAUUUUCAAGUAUUUUAGUU